Molecule: messenger RNA, 1049 nt
Organism: Tupaia belangeri chinensis (Chinese tree shrew)
Lineage: Eukaryota; Metazoa; Chordata; Mammalia; Scandentia; Tupaiidae
Product: meiosis-specific nuclear structural protein 1-like
Biological process (GO): cilium organization
Cellular component (GO): motile cilium
Source: RefSeq, a predicted model, not a curated record
AUGGUGCAGAAUGGAAAUGAUACCCAUGGUGAACACAAGAGAUUUCAGAAUGAACAAUUUGAGUUGGAUAUGGAAGAGGCCAUUCAAAAGGCAGAAGAAAAUAAGAGAUUGAGGAAACUCCAGCUUGAACAAGAAGAAAAAUUGGCUAUGGAACUAGCAAAACUAAAACAUGAAAGUCUAAAGGAUGAAAAGAUGAGACAACAAGUAAGAGAAAACAGUAUCGAGCUCAGAGAAUUAGAGAAAAAGUUAAAAGCAGCUUACAUGAAUAAAGAAAGGGCAGCUCAGAUUGGAAAAGAUGCCAUUAAAUAUGAGCAAAUGAAACGUGAUGCUGAAAUAGCCAAAACCAUGAUGGAAGAACAGGAGCGAGUAAUAAAGGAAGAGAGUGCCGCCGAAGACAAACGGAACGAAGUGAAGGCACAAAACUAUUUUGACUUAGAGAAACAAGUUGAAGAGCCAGAGAGAAAAAAGCAAGAAACUUAUGAACAGUUGUUGAAAGAAAAACUCAUGAUUGAUGAAAUUGUUAGGAAAAUCUAUGAAGAAGAUCAACUAGAAAAACAACACAAAUUAGAAAAAAUGAAUGCCACUCGAAGGUAUAUAGAAGAGUUUCAGAAAGAGCAGGCUCUCUGGAGAAAGAAGAAACGUGAGGAGAUGGAAGAAGAAAACAGAAAAAUCAUAGAAUUUGCCCACAUACAGCAGCAAAGAGAAGAAAAUCGGAUGGCAAAAAUUCAAGAAAAUGAAGAAAAAAGACGCCAGCUUCAGGAUGCGCUGGCUCAGAAAUUGGAAGAAAUGCUGCGGCAACGUGACGAUCUGGAACAAGUACGACAGGAAUUAUAUCAGGAGGAACAAGCUGAGUUACACGCCAGAAAACUAAAAGUAAGUUUCAGAAAUUGAAAGAAUUAUUAACAGAGAGAAGAAUAUAAUUUUAGACAAAGCAGUAGAAAGACAGUACAUAGACUUAAACCCAGCCAUGGUGAUAUUUCCUCUAUACAUAAAUGGUGUAAACAUUACAGUUAAAAGACAGAUUUUUAAAGCUAAAAAUCUAGACCCAG